Messenger RNA from Chlamydomonas reinhardtii, 2692 nucleotides. RefSeq lists its product as uncharacterized. The record is from RefSeq and is a predicted model, not a curated record. Bases 221 to 1882 code for a protein of 553 amino acids. Gene Ontology annotation, molecular function: protein tyrosine/serine/threonine phosphatase activity. The transcript has 8 exons. Gene Ontology annotation, biological process: protein dephosphorylation. Lineage: Eukaryota; Viridiplantae; Chlorophyta; Chlorophyceae; Chlamydomonadales; Chlamydomonadaceae.
AUAAAACACUACAGUGCCAGUACUUCAAGUGAUUCGCUAGGACUUAUGUCGCGGCGCCUUGCCAACUCCCCGAGACUCAUUAGCUUUAGUCCCGACUGUGCGGAAAUUGUCUAAGGGAUUCAGAUACAUGUCGGUCGCAGCGGCAGCGGAGUCGCCAGGAGUUUUGCAAUUUCCUUUGUUCCGCUCGCGCUAUUUUCCAGCGGCCUGCUGGGUUUCGGGCAUGAGUACCGGUGGGCAGCCAUCGACGUCCACGGCCUCGUCGCCAGGCUCGUUCAACAAGCCAGCAUUGAAGUCGCUGGACCUUCGUUCGCUGCCUGUGGAAGACGCCGCGCCUAGCGAAACGCAGCUGCGGCGACAAAAAUACCUAUUCUUUGAGAAGCACUGCUCGGAGGUGUCCCCUGGGCUGUUCCUAUCGGGCGACUAUGUGGCGAAGAACCGCGAGACCCUGCGCCAGGCGGGCGUGACGCAUGUGCUAAAUUGCGUAGGAUUCAUCUGCAAAGAGUACUUCAAGGAGGAGCUGACCUAUAAGACCCUGUAUCUGCAAGACACGCCCGCGGAAGACAUCUCCUGUGUGCUCUAUGAUUCGCUCAACUACAUCGACGCGGCGCUGCAGUCGGGCGGGCGGGUGCUGGUGCACUGCAGCCAGGGCGUCAGCCGCUCCGCCACUCUGGUCAUUGCCUAUAUGAUGUGGCGCAGCGGCAAACCGUACGACGAGGUGUUUGCGGCGGUGAAGGGCAUCCGCGGCGUGGCCAACCCCAACAUCGGCUUCACCUGCCAGCUCCUACAGUGGCAGAAGCGCGCCGCAUCGGCGCGCAGCCGCAUGCGCAUGUACCGCAUCGCGCCGCACUGCAUGCAUGCGCCCACCUACCUGGUGCCCAAGCUCAUCACGCCGCCCAAGCAGUACCCCAACAACACGCACCGUGACCUGGACCCCCGCGGCGCCUUCGUGCUGCAAACGCCGGGCGGACCCACUUACGUGUGGCGUGGCGAGCACUGCCCAGACGCCUACAUGGAGGCAGCACACCGGGCGGCGGCGCACUUGCAGAAGUUCGAGGGCGCGGGGCCGACCUUGGAGGUGCAGCAAGGCGCCGAGCCGCCGGAGCUGGUGGCGCUGCUGGACCCGGCGCCGCUGGACGCGGAGGCGGCGCGCAUCAACGCCAAGCGCUCGUCCAUCACGGGCGAGAUCGAGCUGACCUCCUCGGCCAUGCUGGGCCGGGACGCCGCGGCGGGGCUAGGGCAGCCGGGGGAUAUGGAGGUGGACGUAGCCGAGGCGAGGCCGGCACAGCGGCCAGUCUUUGGCGUGGGGCCUGACCCUGACUCUGCGGCGCUGCCCAUGGAGCUGGGCACGCCACGACCAGCGGCGACAGGGGCAGGGCCAACGGGGGUGACAGCAGUAGGCUCCAGUUUCGCGGCUGCAGUAGAUGGCGUACUGGACGAGGUGGCGUCCUCGGGCCGGUCCGACUCAGACAUGUCGGCUGGACGGGAAAGCACGCGAUGGGUGCCGCAGGAGCGGGAUGAGUACAGCGACGACUACGCGCUGUUCCACGGCGGGGCGGGGCCGGGCGGCGUGGGCUUUGAGGGAGCCAUGCGUGCAUCCUACGACACCGCCGGAGCGUCCCUGACGGUGUCGGGGAUGGCGAGUGUGGCGGGUGGGCACGGCGACCCGCUGGGUGUGGGCGGGCGGCCGGAGAGCCCCGCCGCCAAGGAGGGCCGCCACAAGAAGUACCGCCGCGCCGAUUCGGAGCGGCCCAAGAUGGGGCUGGGCUACUGGACGGCCGCCUGCUCGGAUGGCAUCGGGCCGGAGCUGGCGCGCACGCAUAAUGUGUCCUCGCUUCAUGAAAGCGUGGACGAAGAGCUGUUGGGACUGGGGCCACAUGAGUGAGAGACAGCAGUUGUAGCCUGGGUAAGAUGUGGUAUGGCAUCUAUACGGCAUGGGUUUGUGUUGGGCACUACGAUUUACCGGUACUUGGCAACGUUUGAAUACGAGAGACCGUCAACUGUGACAGUAUGUGAUGCUGCAGGGUUAAGGGGAUACGCUUUGCGCACGAAUCACCGGUAACUCCGCGCAACCACUUGGCUCCACCUGGACGCUUAUGCUAUGGCAAAAUCUAAUCGCAUGAGCAUGCGAAUGGACCUGCAAUGCAUUUGUGUGGCAUGGGCGUUUGGUGACGGCCUGGGCUUGCGACGCCCUCAUGUGCAUGGGCAAUCCAUAGGUGAUUUAGCCCCGAUUGGAUCAGAUGGAGCUUGCCGUGCCACCAGCCUUUCGUCCUCUGUUAGCUCCUGUAGCUGUAGCUGGGCUUGCGGUGUUGGGCUGGCAUGCGACGAUAUAGCUGGACCACAGGUGGUUGACUUUUUGUGAUUGGUCCCCCCCCCCCAGGAUUGCCCCUGUCCGUGCCUGCCUGCCUGCGUGCGUGUGCGGGAGUCGACAAAAAGUACCAUAACGGGAGAACAUAAAUUGUGAUUGGUGGCUGUCUGCUGCUUUCUGCAGAGUAUCAUGAUCAAGCAUGUAUUGAUUGUAUUCAGAUUCUCAAGUGCUACGGAGUACGUACACUUCUGAUGUGGACGGAGCUCUGCUGCCCCCAAAGCCAAAGCCAAAGUGCGCUGGGCUGCACUGCAAGUUGUUGGAAACUGGACAUUCAUUGUAGGUCAUCUGGGCGGGCUUGGCAAGGAUGCCACAGCAAGCACCAACCAG